CAAGCUUCUGGCCUGCACUGUACGAGCAGUGUCCUAAUUGUAUGUGGACAGCAACUCUUUGAAACUCAAUGGCUACUGCCCAGCUCUCACACACAUCACAGAAACAUAAAACCUCCAAGGAAGCAGUGUUGUUUCCACACACAGUUACCACUGAACAGCAGUCCAUGGUUCUGGUGAAAAGGCUUCUGGCCAUCUCUGUUUCCUGUAUAACAUACCUGAGAGGGCUGUUCCCAGAGAGCUCAUAUGGAACUUGCUAUUUAGAUGACCUCUGUCUGAAAAUCCUUCGAGAAGAUAAAAGCUGUAUGGGAUCACUGCAGAUAGUCAAGUGGAUUCAAGGUUGUUUUGAUGCCCUAGAAAAGAACUAUUUGCAUAUGGCUGUCCUGGCAAUUUACACUAAUCCCAAGGAAACAGAGAGAGUGACUGAGCUGUAUCAGUUCAAAUUCAAGUACACAAAGGGCAGACCACAGAUGGACAUCAUAAGCAACAAAAUGGCCUCUGUGAAUGUGGUAUGCAGUGGGGAGAUUAAGAAAGCCAGUGUUCUCUAACGUAAACUGUACCUCUUAAUGCAGAACCUCAAACCCCUUCCCAAUGAUAUUACCCUGACCAUGAAACUCUUCUACUAUAAUGAUGUAACUCCUGAUGCUUACCAGCCCCCUGGCUUUAAGGAAGGCAGGAGCCCAGAUAACCUGCUGUUUGAUGGUGAUCCUGUCAACCUGAAAGUAGGAUCUGUCUCCACUGGCUUUCAUAUCCUAAAAGUGAGGGUAACAACUGAGAAUAAGAGGAUGAGGGCAUUGGGAAGCAACCUGGUCCAGGAGAAUGGCCCAACUGAGAUUUCCCAUCAAGGGCUAGAUUAUGAUGAAGAGGAAGAAGGUAAUAGAAAGAACAACCCUUUGCCUGUCAGGGUACAGUCAAGUAAACAUGGGAAGAGCAUAAGUGACACAAAUUCAGGCUGGCAAACUGAAGUGUUUAGUCUUCACUCUGAAAACACAGUUAAAAAAGACAACGUAAAAGUGAUGGAGGCAGGCAGAGUGUCCACUAGUAAGGCAUCUCAUCAGACACUUGGCCUGGACUUUGCAUUUAGCUAGGAAGAGGUGGUGGGGCCAAGGAGGAAGAGGAAGGUCAGUGAGCCACUGCAGCUGCUUCCAGAAAACAAGAAAUUAUGCUUGCCAUGGCCUGUUGACCAUUUCAGAAGAACCACAUUGUACUCUGGCACACCUUAUGCCCUCUCCCUGUUCAUAGAAAUGUCUCAACUUCUAUCCUCAGAUUGCACUCUCCAUACCCUGUGCAUAUUUGUAUUUUUACAUAUUUUUU
Molecule: messenger RNA, 1311 nt
Organism: Alligator sinensis (Chinese alligator)
Lineage: Eukaryota; Metazoa; Chordata; Crocodylia; Alligatoridae
Gene: HORMAD2
Product: HORMA domain containing 2
Source: RefSeq, a predicted model, not a curated record